Molecule: messenger RNA, 1773 nt
Organism: Diabrotica balteata
Lineage: Eukaryota; Metazoa; Arthropoda; Insecta; Coleoptera; Chrysomelidae
Source: the annotation of a GenBank genome assembly
AUAAAACUGCAAAAAUCAAGGUUAACGAUUUACUUUUUGUUGGGUCGAUCAAAUAGAUUUGAUCUGGUUUAGUUUUAAAAUGAGUGAUUUUAAUGUAUGUGUUAAGAACAUUACGUCAAAGUUUCCUGUCAUACUGAAUGAUACUUUUAAAAAUGUACCAAAAAUUUCAACCAAAUUGGGGAAAAAAAGCUCACAAAAUAUUGUCAGCAGAUACCUACUUAUAUUAUGUGGAGUUAUUGUUUUAACAUGGUAUUUACAAAUGUUAUGGAGAAGGAGGCGUUUAUACUAUUACUAUUACAAAACACCAGGUCCCUUAAAUCUUCCAUUUAUCGGUGUUGGCUACAAAUUUCUGACACGAGAUUUAGGUGUAAUGUUACAACGUUUAGUAGACGUACAAAUCGCUUAUCCAAAAGUUGCCGCUGUUUGGUUUGGACCUAAACUUUAUUUCUUAGUAUCAAAACCGGAAUAUGUGGAAAAAGUAUUAAUGAAUCAGUCAGCUUUAAACAAAGACCAUCUCUAUAAGUUCCUGAGUAAUGUUGUCGGAGAAGGUCUGCUGUCUGGAAGAGCUAGAAUAUGGAAAAAGCAUCGCAGAGCUAUAAUGCCAGCUUUUAAUCAAAAAAUACUCGACGCUUACCAGGAUAUAUUCUGGAACAAAUCAGAAAUACUUGUGAAUGUGCUUGAAAAAGAAGUUGGAACUAAAAAUAUAGAGCUAUUUCAUUUUCUAUCUUGCUGCACUUUGGAUAUAAUAUGUGAAACAGCUCUUGGAAUAAAUAUGAAUACUCAAACGACUAACGAAACGGAAUUUGCGAAAGCUUUAGAUAAAUUAAUGGAAAUUACAAGUCUAAGGACCCUUCAUUUCUGGCAUCAAUUGACAUUUACUUGGAAAUUAUAUCCGAUAAGCAGAGAGUUUGACAAAUCUUUGAAAAUAUUUGACGAUUUCGUAUCUACUGUAAUAUCAAAUAAGCUAAGAGACUAUUCGAGUAAAUCUACCAGAAGAAAUUCGUGCUUUGAAGAUGCUGUCGCCCCGAUUGUCAAAGCUUCACCUGGCGAAGCUUUUGCGUUUUUAGAUCUUAUUUUGGAAAAUACUAAAUUCUCUGAGCAAGAACUACUAGAUGAAGUCAAAACAUUUUUGGCUGCAGGCACUGAUACAACAGCGUCUACUCUUUGCUUUGUUUUUACUAUGCUCGGAUUGUUCCAAGAUGUACAGCAAAAGGUUUACGAAGAGUUUAUUGAUAUUUUGGGACCAGAUAGAAGAUCUUUCCCUGAUGAUCUCGCAAAAAUGAAAUAUACAGACAGGGUAAUAAAGGAAACGUUGAGAUUGUUUCCUGUAGCUCCAUUAAUAGUAAGAUCGUUGCUUCAGGAUAUCGAUGGGGGUGAUAUGGUAUUUCCAAGAGAAAGCUCGGUCAUUAUUGGUAUCGUAUUUCUUCACAGAAAUCCUGCCUACUGGCCUGAUCCACUUAAAUUUGAUCCAGAUCGGUUUUUACCCGAAAAUACUGCGAAAAGACACCCGUGCGCAUAUAUACCGUUUUCUUAUGGACCAAGGAAUUGCAUAGGUGGAAAAUACGGCAUGAUGAAUAUAAAAACAAUUUUGGCUACCGUUUUGAGAAGAUAUAAAAUCUUUACGGAAUAUAAAAGCGUUGAAGAGAUUAAAGUCACAACGAACCUUGUCUUGAGACUGAAAGAUGGACCCAAAGUGUGGAUUGAACCUAGAUAAUUUAAAAUUACAAAAUUAACAAUAUAUCACAAUUAUAUUUAUAAAACAAUUAUUCAAGC